Molecule: messenger RNA, 3278 nt
Organism: Cercospora beticola
Lineage: Eukaryota; Fungi; Ascomycota; Dothideomycetes; Mycosphaerellales; Mycosphaerellaceae
Source: RefSeq, a predicted model, not a curated record
AUGCCAGAUCCCACAUACUUCACUUGCACUCUUGGACAAGCCAAACCGUAUAAGGAAAAUGAUGACUUCACGAAUAUCAACGACUUUAUUCGGCAAGCAGCAGAAUCAGAUCCUGAGACUCCAGCAGUGGGGUCUUACAUACCUGGCAGCAACGGCGACGAGGAGUGGCAAACACGAGUGUUGAACUUUCGAGAGCUCCUUCAAGGAUCCUGUGCGACAGCACAACUUAUCGCCAAACCGGUCAGCAUACCGCAUGGGGAAACUGUAGGAUUGCUGAGCUCGAGUACUCCGGAAUUCCUCUUUGCAUGGCUGGGAUUGAUGAGGCUUGGCCACCCUGUCCUGCUGAUUGCGCCACAAUGCUCACCGACUGCUAUUGCUGGGCUGUGUAAGCAAUGCAACGUUAAGAAGCUCUUUCAUGACGAAGCAUAUACAGACUUGGCAGGAAAGAGCGCGAACGUGGAAUUGGCCACCCAUCUGUUACCAUUCAAUGCAGACAAGAGUCCGUUCGAGCUCGCACAGCAGCCUCUGACGAAACCCGUGCCAGAUAGCAAUGCUGCGAGGGACGAUACUGCCUACCUUCACCACAGUUCCGGGACGUCUUCCAGUGUGCCAAAGCCGAUUCCGCAAACGCAUUAUGGUGGUGCCGGAGCCUAUGCCAGGUUUGAUGGCACCAAACACGCCACUUUCACAACAACGCCGUUAUACCAUGGCGGUGUCGCAGACUCGUUCCGGGCGUGGACGAGUAGGGCUCUCAUUUGGCUGUUCCCCGGAAAGGAUGUCCCGAUCACUGGUUCCAACAUCAUCAAAUGCUUGGAGGUAGCAGCAAAGACCGAUGCGCCUCCAGUGAAGUACUUCGCCUCAGUUCCUUAUGUGCUCGAAAUGAUGGCUGCAGAAGACAAAGGCAUGAAAUUCCUUCGCGGGAUGGACAUCGUCGCUGUCGGAGGUGCCGCCUUACCAUCGGAAGUGGGUAAUCGUCUAGUUGAUCAGGGCGUUAACCUCAUAUCCCGGAUGGGCAGUGCGGAGUGCGGCUUCCUCAUGUCGUCCCACCGCGAUUACGAACAAGACCGCGAAUGGGAAUAUCUGCGGCCAGAUGGAGGGGUGAACUUCGAGGAGAGAGAUGAUGGCUUGUGCGAGCUCAUAGUACCUCCUACCUGGCCAUUCAUCUCCAAAGUUGACAAGGUCAGUGAGGAUGGGUCCUUCGCCACUCGUGAUCUGUUCAAACGACAUCCCACUAUUCCGAACGCAUGGAGGUAUGAUUCGAGGGCAGACUCGCAAUUGACGUUGAUCACUGGUAAGAAGUUCGAUCCUGCACCUCUUGAAGACAGCUUGGCUGUGAAGUCAUCGUCGGUACAGGAUGUUUUGAUCUUUGGCAACGGCCGUCCCUGUCCUGGCGCUUUGGUGUUUCGAUCUUCCGCGGCUGCGGACGUCUUAGACGAAGACUUACUCAAGGACUUCGCUCCCGCCGUUGAAGAGGUGAAUCGAGACAGCCAAGGUCAUGCGCGGAUACCGAAAAGCAUGUUGGUUCCGAUGCCUUACGCUGAGAAGCCGCUCGAGAAGAGUAGCAAAGGCACAGUUCUUCGCAAAAUAGCAGAAGAGCGGUAUGCCUCGGAAAUUGAACAGGCGUAUGAGAAAGAACCGUCUGGCAAGGUCGAAGUUGCCGAUGACGAUGUAGAGUCGUUCGUCUCUGAUGCCGUCUCGUCGAUUGUGUCCGCCACGAGCGCUGAAUCGAAACUGGAGUCAGACACGGAUCUGUUUGCGUAUGGCGUCGACUCGGUGGCCUGUAUCCAAAUCAGGCACGCUGUCUCUCGUCUGUUGCCGCAAGGCAGUAAACGUCUACCAUUGACUAUCGUCCAGGACACUGGAAGCAUCAAACAGCUCAGCAAAGCGUUGAUUGAUCUUCGCCAUGAUCGAAAUCCAGAGUCCUCAAGCACUGAUGAGCAGACGAAGCUGAUGCGCAGCUUUGUCGAAAAAUAUAGCCAGCUUGACUCAUAUGUCGCUGCGCAGCUUCAUCAGUCAACACUCACACCGCCUCGCACGCCGUCGCCAACUCAGACGGAGCCGAGAAAAACUAUACUUCUCACCGGAAUGACUGGCUCUCUCGGUAGCCACUUACUGUGCCAGCUCGUAACACGUUCUGAAGUGUCACGCAUUCAUGUGCUCGUGAGAGGCGCCAGCCAGCAAGCGGCAGAGGAGAGAGUGAGAAAGGCGCUGGUCAGCAGAAAAUUGCCUGUGCCGACAGACUUUGAACGCAAAGUCACCAUUCAUAUCAGCAACCUUUCAGCAUCCCACCUGGGCCUUGCAGCCGACGUAUACGCGAAGCUGGCUGAGGAGGUCGACACCAUUUUUCAUCUCGCUUGGGCGGUAGAUUUCAUCCUGCCUUUGAAAGGCUUCCGUCAGCAUUUUGCAGGUCUCCAGAACCUUCUCAAUCUCUCGUUACAACAUUCGAAAUAUGGGUCAAGUCCCGGGUCAUCAAAGGCGGCGCGGCUCAUCUUUUGCUCGAGCACUGCUUCGGUGGCAUCAUAUAGCCAGAUCAGAGCUGGAGAGGAGGUCCCAGAGGAAGUUCAGGCUGACGCACAGUGCAGCGGAAACAUCGGCUACUCUCGAUCCAAGUGGGUUGCAGAGAAUAUCUGCCUCCAAGCGGUCAAGGUGCACCCCGAGCUAGCGAAUGCUGUCAGUGUUGUACGAGUCGGCCAGCUGAGCGGAGACACCGUCAAUGGCGUAUGGAACAAGAGCGAAGCGUAUCCAUUGAUGUUGAGCAGCGCCAAAGUGACCGGCUGCCUACCAGAUUUGCCGCGUGAAAGCGUUGGCUGGCUGCCCGUGGAUACAGCUGCGCAAGCCUUUAUCGAGCUCGGACUGAGCCAACAGAGCAAGAUACCAGAACCGUCUUCGAGGAACGAGAAUGUCCAGGUGGUUCACCUGCUCAAUCAGGACCGUACGACCACCUGGAAGAUGCUCCUGGGCUGGCUCGAGAAUGCCGAAGGUAUCAAAGCCGUUAGCCCCAGAGAGUGGCUCGCCAAGCUUGAAGACAUUUCUGCGCCUGCAAACGAACACGAAUCUCAUCCAUCGCUGAAGCUCUUGGACUUCUGGAAAAGCGCGUACGGGGCAGACGCGUCGAGUGAAGGGGAUUCGCCGGCAACAGCUGAGUUUCAGACGGAAGAGACGCUUCGCUUCAUGCCAGUAUUGCGCUCUGUCCAGCCAGUGGACGAUAAAUAUGCGCUGAAAUUGUGGCUAUGGGUUAGAGAUAGUGUGUAACAUGUGAUAAUGAAUAUGUAGACGCC